AUGUACUACAGCGAUUUCUCGAUGCUGCAAGUUCCAGUACUGGCCCAGGGCGUUUGCCAAUGCCAAGACAACCCCGAGGUCCCCUCUCACCUCAUUCGACACCCAGUACUAGAGCUGCUGUCGUCCGCUGACCUGCUCGGUGUCGAAUCCAAAAAGUCGUACCUGCAUGGCUAA
Plenodomus lingam JN3 is the source of this 174-nucleotide messenger RNA. RefSeq lists its product as uncharacterized. Lineage: Eukaryota; Fungi; Ascomycota; Dothideomycetes; Pleosporales; Leptosphaeriaceae. The record is from RefSeq and is a predicted model, not a curated record.